AUGGACGGAUCGCUUCGAUAUGAUUUAACUGCUGCCCUUGCUGAAUUCUUGGGUACCGCUUAUUUUUUGUUCAUGGCCGGAGGAGGCACAACAAGCAUAGCGGAUUACUCCAUAUCCGGUAUUGCUGUCCCGUUUGCUUUUGGGUGGUCACUUUUUGUCAAUAUCUGGAUCUGGUCUCCUAUCUCUGGCGGAAUACUGAAUCCUGCCAUAACCAUAGCAUUGACUGUCACCAAAAAUAUAUCGCCUAUACGCGGUGUCCUUUACAUCAUUGCUGAAAUGUUGGGCGCGCUAUUUGGUUCCUAUAUGAUUUACGUGUUAUUACCAGACUCUGCUAGCUGUGCCACUGUCGUAGCUUCUAAUGUAUCAACAGCUCAAGCGUUCUUCUUGGAGCUCUUUGCUACUUCGGUGCUCACCUCUGCGGUCUUCUUCCUUGCCGUCGAGAAAGCCGGCGGUUUCACGGCCCCAUUUGGUGUUGGUAUGGCAUUGUUCAUUUCCGCCAUCGCAAUUGGUCCGUUCACUGGUGCAAGUUUGAACCCGGCAAGAACCUUUGGACCCUCUAUAGUAUACAAUCAAUACGGAACAGGUUACUGGGUCUAUUAUGUUGGCACCAUACUUGGAGGAUUGUUAGCAGCCGGUUAUUGGAAAUUAUUCAAAAUCCUGGAUUACAAAAAAU
This is a messenger RNA of Acaulospora morrowiae, 673 nucleotides long. The record is from the annotation of a GenBank genome assembly. Lineage: Eukaryota; Fungi; Glomeromycota; Glomeromycetes; Diversisporales; Acaulosporaceae.